AUGGACUCUUCGUUGACUUUGCUCAGCGCGAAUAUCCGAAUUCUGGACACGCAGCUCGCCCUCAUACACAUUCCACUGCACUUGUAUCGCAACUUUCUCCAGUCCAUCCUCCAGCUAGUGUUGCCUAAUGCAACUCGCAGCGGCCUCAAGAAUGCAUCUGGUGCCGUUCAGCCUCUCAAAGGCUGGCCUUGUGAACAUCCAUUUGUCAAUAUUUCCAUAACGCCCGUGGAAUGCUCUAUAGUAUGUUCACGAGCGCUUGCCAUUGAGCUCUUUGUUUCUGUUCUCAACUUGCUCGAUCCGCAAUCGAGGGAAUCUGUCAACAUUACUACAGAGGAUUUUGUGGUAAUGCAAGUUGAUGGCGAAGGAUUAGACGCCGGACAGCGCGUUUUGGAACUUACCAGCCCUCUUGCUCUUGCUGGAAUUCCCAUCUUCUUCAUCACCACAUAUUUCUCCGACUACAUCUUGGUUCCGCUACGCCAUCGCUCCCAGGUAGUUCAGGCCCUUGAAGAGCGCGGUUUCCAGUUUGAAAAAGACACAUCUUCCUACGUCAACUCUUUUUCACACGGCCGCAAGCACUCAGCUACGUCCCUAGAAGUCCAACCUCCGAGCACCCCUCCACCAACUACGAUUUCCGAGCUUCAAACUAGGACGUUUUCCACGCUCAAACGUCGCAACAUUGUCCCUACCGUUGACUCCAGCAUUCGACUCGUUCAGUGCGCCGGCCGCAGAGACAACCACAGCCGCAACAACAGCACCACGUCCGCCGACGACGCCCUCCACCUCGGCCUCGUCAAAUGCCUCAUAACGCAACCCUACCCGAAAUUUUUAUCCCUCACGCUAACAGACACGGAAUCCGCGGCUCUCCUCUUUGACCACACGCUCCUGCCGCAUUUCGUCCAAGACACGCUCCUCGGCUCGAGAGACGAGUUCCUCACCCCAAUCACCCUCGAUCUCCGCGACUUGCCCAUGGAAAGCACGGGCAUCGUAUGCGGUGUUGCGGGUCGGCUGGUGGGCGAAACUACGGGCCAGCUCAAGGAACCUGUUGAGAUGAGUUAUUUGAGUACGGCGAGAGCGGGAACCGUCAUGGUGGCCGAGGAGGAGCUGGAACGCGCGCUUGACGCUUUGCGCGGUGCGAGUGCAAAUGGGGUUGCGACAUCGAACGAAUGA
Messenger RNA from Pyrenophora tritici-repentis Pt-1C-BFP, 1167 nucleotides. RefSeq names its product ACT-7 domain containing protein. The record is from RefSeq and is a predicted model, not a curated record. NCBI's taxonomy places the organism in Eukaryota, Fungi, Ascomycota, Dothideomycetes, Pleosporales, Pleosporaceae.